GGGCAAUCUAGCCCUUGAACCGGCAGCACAGAGGCCUUCGGGAAACCGGAAGUUAAGGUUAUACCCAGUUUCCCCCCCUCCACCCCAUCCAUUUCCAAAGAUUUUCCCGCCUUGGCUUCUUAGCUAGCUAUGGAACUUCCUGCGCCCAGCACCUCAAGCAUCGAGACAAGGCUGUGAAAAAAUGGAGAUUUACCACAUAGACUGACUGGAGCUACAUUGCUGCCUCUAUAGGGAGCCUGGAGUCCCAGGGAUGGCCUUUGAGAGGGACAGACUCCCAGCCCAGGAGGAGUUGACGUUCAAGGAUGUGGCUGUGGACUUCACCCGGGAGGAAUGGCACCUCUUGUCCCCUUCUCAGAAGAAGCUCUACAAGGAGGUGAUGCUGGAGAAUGCCAGGAACCUGCUCUCAGUGGGGCUUCUAGCUCCCCCAGAAGUCCUGCUCUCUUCUUUGGAGCAGAGGAAUGCCCCAUGGAUGUUGGAGCAAGAAGGUCUGAGGAACUGCUGCCUAGAAGGAGCAAUCAGACCUGCAAUGAAGGUGAAUCCAACAGAGAUGAACCCUUCUAUGGAGGAAAUGGACCUACAAAGAUUCAUGAGUGAUGGUCCCAAUAACUUUGCUUUCAAAGAAUUCUGUGUUGCACCUCAACAUUCAUCUUAUAUUGAACAUCAAAGAACACACAGUGAGGAAACAUUUAGUGAAAGUAAUCAGUCCCAAAAGAUUUUUAUGCACAGGGCCAACAUUGCUGGACAUCAGAAUAUCCACACUGGGGAGAAACCUUAUGAAUGCAAGCUGUGUGGAAAGACAUUCAGUCAGAGCUCCAGUCUUGCUUACCAUCAAAGAAUCCACACUGGGAAAAAACCUUAUGAAUGUAAGCAGUGUGGCAAGACAUUCGGUAUGAGCUCCAGUCUUGCUGUACAUCAGAGAGUCCACACUGGGGAGAAACCUUAUGAAUGCAACCAAUGUGGGAAGACGUUCAGUCGGAGGGACAAUCUUGCUGUACAUCAGAGAAUCCAUACUGGGGAGAAACCUUAUGAAUGCAAGCAAUGUGGAAAGACAUUCAGUCAGAGCUCCAGUCUUGCUUACCAUCAGAGAAUCCACACUGGGAAAAAACCUUAUGAAUGUAAGCAGUGUGGCAAGACAUUUGGUCUGAGCUCCAGUCUUGCUGUACAUCAGAGAAUCCACACUGGUGAGAAACCUUAUGAAUGCAAGCAGUGUGGAAAGACCUUCAGUAUGAGUUCCUAUCUUGCUGUACAUCAGAGGACGCACACUGGUGAGAAACCUCAUGGAUGCAACCAAUGUGGAAAGACAUUCAGUCGGAGGGACAAGCUUGCUGUACAUCAGAGAAUCCACACUGGGGAGAAACUUUCUGAAUGCAAGCAGUGUGGAAAGACAUUCACAAAUAAGUCCAGUCUUGUCAUACAUCAGAAAAUCCACACUGGGGAGAAACCUUAUGAAUGUAAGCAAUGUAGAAAGACAUUCAGUCGAAGCUCUAAUCUUGUUAUACAUCAGAGAAUUCACACUGGGGAAAAACCUUAUGAAUGCAACCAAUGUGGAAAGGCGUUCAGUAUGAGCUCCAGUCUUGCUGCACAUCAGAAAAUCCACACUGGGGAGAAACCUUAUGAAUGUAAGCAGUGUGGAAAGACAUUCAGUCGAAGCUCUAAUCUUGUUAUACAUCAGAGAAUCCACACUGGGGAGAAACCUUAUGAAUGCAACCAAUGUGGAAAGGCAUUCAGUAUGAGCUCCAGUUUUGCUGUACAUCAGAAAAUCCACACUGGGGAGAAACCUUAUGAAUGCAACCAAUGUGGAAAGACAUUCAGUAUGAGCUCCAGUCUUACUGCACAUCAGAGAAUCCACACUGGGGAGAAACCUUACGGAUGCAACCAAUGUGGAAAGGCAUUCAGUCAGAGCUCCAGUCUUGCUGUACAUCAGAAAAUCCACACUGGUGAGAAACCGUAUGAAUGUAAGCAAUGUGGAAAGACAUUCAGUCGCAACUCUAAUCUUGUUAUACAUCAGAGAAUCCACACUGGUGAGAAACCUUAUGAAUGCAACCAAUGUGGAAAGACAUUCAGUAUGAACUCCAGUCUUACUGUACAUCAGAAAAUCCACACUGGGGAGAAACCUUAUGAAUGCAACCAAUGUGGAAAGGCAUUCAGUAUGAGCUCCAGUCUUGCUAUACAUCAGAGAACCCACACUGGUGAGAAACCUUAUGAAUGCAAGCAAUGUGGAAAGGCAUUUAGUAUGAGCUCCAGUCUUGCUAUACAUCAGAGAACCCACACUGGUGAGAAACCUUAUGAAUGCAAACAGUGUGGAAAGACAUUCACAGUGUACUCCACUCUUGCUGUACAUCAGAGAAUCCACACUGGGGAGAAACCUUAUGAAUGCAACAAAUGUGGAAAGACAUUCAAUCGAAGUUCUAAUCUUGUUAUACAUCAGAGAAUCCACACUGGGGAGAAACCAUAUAAAUGCAACCGAUGUGGCAAGGCAUUCAGUAUGAGCUCCAGUCUUGCUGUACAUCAGAGAAUCCACACUGCUGAAAAACCUUAUGAAUGCAAGCAAUGUGGAAAGACAUUCACGGCGUACUCCACUCUUGCUGUACAUCAGAGAAUCCACACUGGGGAGAAACCUUAUGAAUGCAAACAUUGUGGAAAGACAUUCAGUCAGAGCUCUAAUCUUGUUAUACAUCAGAGAAUCCACACUGGGGAGAAACCUUAGGAAUUCAACCAGUGUCAGAGGCAUUCAGUAUGAACUCCAUCCUUGCUUACCAUCAGAGAAUCCACAUUGGGAAGAAACCUUAUGAAUGUGAGCAUUGUGGAAUGAUAUUUAGUCAGACCUCCCAUCUUGCUGUACAUCAGAGAAUCUACACUGGGGAGGAACCUUAAUAACAAAAACUAUGUGGAAAGAUGCUCACAUGCAGUUCCCAUAUUGAUACUGUGUAAAGGAAAAUUACCCCCCCCCCCCUUUUCUGGAGCAGCAAUGUGUAAUUAAAAAUCUCUUACCAUAAAAACUGAUUCCCAGCAUCCCACUCUCAUCCUGGCAUUAUGUGCUGACAUAUACAGUAUAAAAAUUUGGUGGAGCUUUGCCUCUUGCUCUCUUCUCUUCCAGUGAGGACAGCUGAGAACACAGGGAUUUUUGAGCAGGUAGAAAAACUUAGUCACAUGGUUCUAUUUUGUUAGAUAAUAAACUUUAAAAAACCAUGAUCAUUGAAGUAUUGGACAUUAAUUUAAAUCUUGUACAUUUUUUUAAAACCCUUUCCUUCCAUCUUGGAAUCAAUACUGUAUAUUGGUUCCAAGUCAGGAGAAUGGUAAGGGCUAGGCAAUGGAAGUUAAGUGACUUGCCCAGAGUCAUAUACCUGGGAAGUGUCUGAGGCCAGAUUUGAAACUAGGACCUCCAAUCUCUAGGCCUGGCUCUCAAUCCACUGAGCUACCCAGCUGCCCCGAAAUCUUUAGAAUUUUAAAACAAUCAGCAAAUGUAAUAUAUGUAAUAGGAUACAGGUAGUGAAUUAAAGAGUCUUUUUCUUCAACUCCAAUAGCUGCAGUUACAGAGACUUCUUCACUAUUUAGAGGGGAAUGAAUUGACACAGUUAGCAAUGGAGUCUGAAAAGCCAAAAAUUCACCUCUAGACUCUUUAAGGUUCAUUCCCCUUCCCAGUAUCAUCAUCUAUCUAGAUUCCUUUGGUCACACCUCUGGGACCUCCAAUAGUGAGGGAGAAUUCUUUUUUUCAAUCCAAGUCUUUAUUUUCUUUUUUAACAUUUUAGAAUUUUUAUUUAGAUAAUUUAGAAUAUUUUUCCAUGGUUACAAGACUCAUAUUCUUUCCUUCCCCUCCCCUCACCCCCUUCCUGUAUCUGAUGCACAAUUCCACUGGGUUUAACAUGUGUCAUUGAUUAAAACCCAUUUCCAUAUUAUUAAUAUUUGCACUAGGGUGAUCAUUUAGAGUAAGUUCAGAUUAGUCAGUCAUCCAGGGUUUAUGGAUGUCUACCUGCUCAGUAGGAGGGUCUGCGUCCUGAACAUGAAGGAGGGAAAGAAGGAGGUAUUUAAGAGAUAGGGAAAGUGAUAAUGGCCCAGGUAGAAUUCAAGCUAUGGGGAAGAAUUUGGAGACCUGAGGGAUAUUGGGAUCUAGGACCCUCAGAAAGGAAAGCUCAAAGAGUUUUAGGGACCAAGAGAACCUUGCCAGAAAGUAAGACCCUACCUGAGAAGACUGAAUCCAAGAGGUUGAGGUGAGCAUGGAGGACAUAUUCCAAACAGUGGAAACAAUGAAGGGAAAGACAAAGUUACAAGAUGGAGGGUCUUGACUAAGAAUGAUCCAGGAGGCCAGUAUCACUACAUCAGAGAUAGUAGAGGGGGAGUUCUUAUGGAUGAAACACCCAAUUUUGUAGAAGAAUCUCAGCCUAAGAAUGAGAGACUCAAAUUCCAUUCAAUUUGUAAGAAAAUUUCGUUUGAAGUAGUUUAUGAUUGUAUAAUAGCUGGUAGAAUAGUCUAGAGGCUAAUCAAGUAGCCUCAGGGUUAAUGAACAAGUCCAGGGUCUAGUAGAGUAGCCUCUUCAAAGCUGGUUGUGUAGAGUAGCAGCUCUGUUGUAUAGUGGUAAUUUCAUGUAUGGAGUAGCAGCCACAACUAUAGAAGAGCAUCUUCCCAGUUCUGUGGAUUAGGGAUGGCAUAUUUAUUAGGGCCAAGGACUUUGUCAUCUCCCAUUUCAGAGAAAUCUUCCCCUUAACUGAAAAACCUGAAAGGGGGUUAAGGCCAAAUUCAGAUGCAGGUGUGUUUUAGGUUGUGAUGUGUAAUGGGGUGGUUUGGGUUUUAUUUUUUAAAGGUUGGACUGGAUUAUUUAAAAUUAGGGUCACCAGGAAUUUAAUUACUUCCAGACAUUUUAUUUACAAUUUCUUUUCAAAAUAUAGAAAGAGUGAAGUAGGAAAUCAGAGAGAAUAGGGUAAGAUAUCUAGCCUAAGCUAUAAGUAUUUUGCUCCAAUACCUGGCUCAACCCAGGCAGGGGAGUUUAGUCCUUGGCCAGAGAGCCCUUGGCAUUUGAGCUGAGGACCUAGAGAUGCAGGGAGCCUCUUUCAAGAGGAUAGGCCUCUCCUAAGGCUAGUCUCUUCAGAAAAUCCAGGAAAGGAGUCAGUUCUUUUCACUCACCAUGUGUCAGUCCAAAGGGAGAGAUUCAAGAACAGUCUCACCAGGAAAAUUCUCAGGUUCAGUCAACAGAUUUUUCACCAGCCUCCAACUUGAACUCAAAACUGCAAAGAAGUCAGAAGUUCUACCAGAAGUCCCUCCCGGAAGUUGUAAUUCCCUUUUAAAGACACUUUCUUUUGCAUCACUUCCUGUGCCUUUCUCCACUUUUUAUGUCUACCAAUUACAGUUGAAGUUUUGAUUAGGAAUGCCCAGGGGGCAGUCAGUUUGAUUCAUCACCCACUAUCACACACAUGGGUCACUUAAUGAUUAAGUAGGAUGUUUACACUUUUGGUGAUUGAAUCUAAAAAUGGGGUUUAGUUAGUGGAAAUUAGCAUCAGGGUUAUCCUAUUUACCUUUUAACCUUUCUGUAUUAAAAUAAAUUGCUUCCCCAGUUACUGAGUGGUCUGUGUAUUGAUUUCAGACCAGCUUCUGUCCUGGUCAGAGUUAACUGUUGGCUUUCAACCCGCAGGGUAAUAUCUUGUUACUGGCAAGUCAGAUGGUCUGAACCUGAUAAAAUCAUAGGUUUUGUUAAAUUUAUUGUGGGUAUUGGGUUUCAGUUAAGACCUGAGGGAAACCCUAAAGCUUGUUGACAGUUCUAUGAAAGCCUAUUGGGAGGGAGUACCAACAGCUCAGAACUUUGUGCAGGCAGAUAGUGUAGAAUUCUGCUGCAGGAGCUGUCACUCAAGUCAGCAGCUGAAUGGAACUUUGGAUGUAGUUGUUUUGUUUUGUUUUUUUUCUCUCAGAUGCUGUAUUUUCAAAGUGGCUGGGAUUUGGUUUCCUGACUAUUCUUGUUUAACUGUUAUCAUAGUUAUGUGGAUAUUAAAGGUUCUUUAUACUAAUUUGUUGCUACUACUAUAUCUUCUCUUGGUUGUCAUCCCAGGAUGGUGCUAUGAGGUGUUAGUUUGGAAUGCUUUGAAACCUCUUAUGAAACUAACUUCACAAGAAGUAUGUUCUUAUAUACCAAUAGCAUUAUUGAUUGUUGGUUGCCUUUAUAAGUUCAAGUGAAUUUUUGUGGCUGUUGUAAACAAGAUCAAAGUUUUUGUGUCUAUACUGUUUAGGGAUCAGGAAUUGAAACAGUUGAAAUUGAAACAUAUUGUUACAAACUAAAGAACAUGGGAAAAUGUUAUUGUGCUGUGCUUAAUAAUACAAAUGUUAAUGUUAAUGCUACUGGUCAGCAAGCAGAGGGGGAUGUUGAAACAUCAAAAAGUCCCUCUAGGCUUGAAAGAGAAACUGAGAGAAUGCUUGAAAAUAUACACUGUAGUGCUUUUUUAAUGGAGAGUAUUGUUAUAAUAAAAGCUUCUGGUAACCAAAAAAAGGGAAACUGAGGCAUUAAACCCUAAACCUGUUUCUUUCUUUGCUUUACAGGAUAUAGCCUAUAUUACUCUGAAAAUAGUAAUGCUACAUUUAAGAACACAAUUUUCAUCUGCAGAUUUAGAUUCCAUAAAAGAAAGAAUGCCCUGUUUUAUUUAUUUUUUUUUAUGAACCCAUGGUUAAGGAGUUUAAGCACGCAAUUAAGACCUUUGACCCAGAUUUUGCAGAUUUCUCUCUCCUAAUGGAGGAGUUACUAAAUAGGAGAGAAAGGGAGCAGUUUGUAGAAGAGACACUUAGAAAUCCCGCAUUAACACCAUGGCCUGAAAUUUUUCAAGAAAUGGAAUUGAAUUCCAUAGAUACUUAUAGAUUUCUGGGACAAGCUAGGGAAUCUAUCUUAGAGGCUAAGAAGGCAAAAAGACGUGCUCAGUGGUCAAAAUUUGAGUGGAUAAGACAGGAGACUGGAAAGUCACCUGCAACAUUUUUGGAUAAAUUGAUAGAUGCUGCUGAAAUCCAAUUGGGACUUGAUAUUUUAGCAGAGGAAACUAUUGCUCAUAUAAGGAGAUUGCGAGAAAUGCAUGCAGCAUGGUGAAAAUUUUUUUAAGAACAAUUGUCCUGAUUGGGGAACAUUAAGUUUGGAAGAUCUAAAGAGGAAAGCUUGCUAUAUUUAUUUAGCUGAUAAAGAUAAAUAUGCAGAUGGAAAAGAUGGGGGUAAUUGAAGAUUUAAAGAAACAGUUGCAUGAGGCUAAUAAGAAAAUAAAAGACUGAAAUUAGGGAGGUAAAAGCAGUAGUUGCUCUAAGAUCUAUGGAGCCUAAAACUCAUUAUGUGACUAGGGAAAGAAGGCCAAAAGCUCCAAGAUGUUAUUUAUGCAAUCAAUUAGGACACUUUGUUAGGGAUUGUUGCUUUAGGGGGCAAUUCUCUAGACAAUUAAAUAGAAAUAAUGGAUUUAAUAAUGGCUGAAUACAAAAUUCUUUUGGAUGGAAUAAUAAUAAUGAUGAAAACAGAUAUUCACAGUAUCAAGGACAGUAAUGCUAAUGGUUGUCCUAAUGCUUGUUGUCAUGGAAUGCAAGCCCCUGACCUAACAACAAUGAAGGAUUGGAUAAAAUCUGGACCUGGGCCUAAGUUUAGCCAAGUAGCUGGUUACCAGAAGGGGGAUUGGAACAAGGGUGCCUGUUCAUUAUAAAGGUGUAUCCAGAGUUCUCAAGUGUUGGGUAAAUCAUUGCAAAAUGGGUUUAUGGUUAUGAAUAUUGGAUGUGAUGAGGAUAAUGUAAAUGAACCAGUGAAUAAUGUAAAUGAAACAAAAGGAAAUGUAAUUAAUGUUAGGAAAUGUGGGAAACAAGAAAAUUUUGAUGUAAUAAUGUCUGAGAAUUCUAAGGAUCAUGUAAUAAUGGAGAAUGUAAUAUGAAUAAAGAAAAUAUGAUUGUAAA
Messenger RNA from Monodelphis domestica (gray short-tailed opossum), 7890 nucleotides. RefSeq lists its product as uncharacterized. Gene Ontology annotation, biological process: regulation of DNA-templated transcription. Gene Ontology annotation, molecular function: DNA-binding transcription factor activity, RNA polymerase II-specific; RNA polymerase II cis-regulatory region sequence-specific DNA binding. The record is from RefSeq and is a predicted model, not a curated record. NCBI's taxonomy places the organism in Eukaryota, Metazoa, Chordata, Mammalia, Didelphimorphia, Didelphidae.